UUCCUGACCUCCAGACCGAACAGCGUCCACCGUGCCGCGCUCCACCUCCGGUGCGCUGGGCCCGAGGCGCCGCCGCCGUCGCUGCCGCGCAAUGCAGCAGCCCAACUUUCAGGGCGCCCUCCUUCCUCAUGCUCCCUCGUUGCUUGCCAGCCACAAAGCAGUGAAAGGCAGGCUUCGCACAUGCCCGGCGGCGGCCCUCCUCUGGCCCCGUUCCUGGUCGCAUCCCUCAAGCGCUCCGCGCGCCUUCACUGCGGCGAGCAGCUUCAGGCGCUCGCCGCCAAGUCGGGCCUCCUCGCCUCCAACGCCUUUGUCCGCAACUCCGUCCUCGCCUUCUACGCCCGCCUCCCGUCCUCCCUGGCCAGCGCUCACCAGCUGUUCGACGAAACGCCCCCGCCGCUCCGCGACGCCGCCGCGAGGAACACCCUCCUCGCGGCGCUGGCCCGGGCGGGGCACCUCGAACGCGCGCAGCGCCUGCUCGAGGAUAUGCCGCAUAGCCACAGGGACACCAUCUCGUACACUAUGGUCGUCACUGCGCUCGCUCGGGUGGGACACGCUGGGCGGGCUGUGGCCGUUUUCCGCUGCAUGCUUGCUGAGGAUGUUGUCCCCAAUGAGGUGACCCUCGCUGGCGUGGUCACGGCAUUUGCUCGCCAUGGGGCACCGAUGACAGUGGCGGUGGCUCAUGGGGUUGCUCUGCGGCGGGGGCUGGAUGAGUUUGUCAUUUUAGCCACCAACCUGGUUCAUGCCUAUGCAGUGGUGUCAGAUCUUUGUUAUGCCCGUGCUGUGUUCGAUCGGAUGCCGGAUAGGACCACAGUCACUUGGAAUGCAAUGCUCAAUGGAUAUGUGAAGGCAGGGAUGAUGAAAAUGGCUGCGGAGGUGUUCUGGAGAAUCCCAGAGCGUGAUGAGGUAUCUUGGUUGACGAUGAUUGAUGGUUAUAUCCGUGCAGAUCUCAUAUCGGAUGCACUGAAUGCAUAUGUUCAUAUGGUGCAUGAGGUAGAUGCGAAUGGCAAUGAGACACUGCUUGUUGAUUUGGUGAAGGCAUGUGCUCGGUACUCUCUUGUCGCAGAAGGCCAGCAACUGCACAGCGUUACUCUGAAGAACGGUUUUGAUGCUCAUGCAUUUAUGCAAGCGACCCUGAUCCAUUUCUAUGGGUGCAGUGGUCUUAUUGGCCUUGCCCAGAUGCAAUUCAGAUUGUCAGACAAGUCACACAUAGCAUCUUGGAAUGCUCUUUUGGCUGGUCUAGUGAGAAGGGACCUAAUGCAAGAAGCACAACAGCUGUUUGAUGACAUGCCUGAGAGGGACACCAUUUCGUGGAGUACUUUGAUAUCUGGAUAUGUACUGAAUGGAUGUUCAGACUUGGCUCUGCAGCUCUUUUUUUCGAUGCUGAAUGCUGGUGUUGAUCCAAAUGAAAUCACACUAGCGAGUGCUUUAUCAGCAGUUUCAGAAUCUGGCACAUUGGAUCAAGGUAGAUGGAUCCAUGACUAUAUAAUCAACAGAUCAAUCAGGGUUACUGACAACCUGAAUGCUGGUCUGAUCGAUAUGUACGCCAAGUGUGGAAGCAUUGCUGAUGCAGUGCAGUUAUUCAAUCAUGCCAGUGAUAAGUUGUCUUCAAUUUCUCCCUGGAAUGCUAUGAUCUGUAGUUUAGCUGUCCAUGGUUAUGCACACAUGUCGCUUGACCUGUUUUCGCAAUUACGGAGGACUGGCAUUAAACCCAACUCAAUUACAUUCAUUGGCGUUUUAAAUGCAUGCUGUCAUACUGGUAUGGUAGCUGAAGGGAAACAGCAUUUCGGGUCCAUGAUGAAAGAAUUUGGAAUCCAACCGACAAUUAAGCACUAUGGUUGCAUGGUUGAUCUUCUUGGUCGAGCUGGGUACUUGGAAGAGGUAGAACAGCUUGUCACAAUGAUGCCUAUCAAAGCAGAUAAGGUACUUUGGGGCAGCAUCCUUUCAGCAGCAAGGGCACAAGGUAAUGUAGGAUUAGGAGAGAAAGCUGCAAAAGAAUUGGCAAAGCUCGACCAAACACAUGGUGCAUCCAAAGUAGCGUUGUCUAACAUCUAUGCUGAUGCUGGUCGUUGGACCAACGUUUCAGUUGUUAGGAAGGAACUCCAGGAUGAAAAUUUGGAGAGACAAUCAGGAAGCAGUGGCAUUGUAUAGUUAGGGGAUAAAGUAUUUCUUCAAUUUUAUCUCUAAUGGGCAGCUGAUGAUGGCAGCUAGUUUCUUUUUCUGUUAUUCAUCCUGUUUGCUAAAGACGCUGUGCCCAUUGUUUCUCUUGAAACAAAAAGCAAGACUAAACGUUUAGUGACUGGAAUAUAAACUUGACAGGCUACAUAUUGCCAGAAAACAACUAACGAAGAAGAUUGGCAACGCUUUGUAUGAACUUACUUUGUAAGCAGGACUCCUUUUCAUGGAACAUCAUAGCCAGGAAUUUCUUAUGUUCUUUA
Molecule: messenger RNA, 2435 nt
Organism: Panicum hallii
Lineage: Eukaryota; Viridiplantae; Streptophyta; Magnoliopsida; Poales; Poaceae
Product: pentatricopeptide repeat-containing protein At5g19020, mitochondrial-like
Exons: 1
Coding region: 181-2148 (655 amino acids)
Biological process (GO): RNA modification
Molecular function (GO): protein binding; RNA binding
Source: RefSeq, a predicted model, not a curated record